CGCUCUAGAUCUGUGAGAUCUCAAAAUCCGGUUCGGAGUAGUUACGGGAUUGCGUGAUUCUCGGCCCCCAUCCCCCACGCCAAGGGCACCGAUCGGCUGGAGGAGAUGGAUGGCAUCAUCGAGCUAUGGGAUGGCGGGACAUGCCGCUCGACGUCAACCCCAAAUGGCGACGACUACUUACAAACAACAUAAUGGCGUCUCGGAACGGAAACAUUAAACCUGCCUUACACACACGUGCCUACCUAUUCACCAAAUAAAAAAACCAGUAAAACAACGGAAAACGAUCCCACGACAAGUUAUCCUGACCAACAACACCAUGGCCACCACCAAACCCCAUCCACUCAACAGCGACCCAGACCGGCUCCUGUUUGCCUACUGGGUCCCCAAUGUCUCAGGCGGACUCGUGAUCUCCAAGAUCCCGCAGCGCACCUCGUGGGAUCUGCAGUCCAACCUGCGGUACGCGCGCGCGGCCGAGGCGGCCGGCUUCGAGUACGCGCUCACCCAGAUCCGCUUCACCGCGUCGUACGGCGCGUCCGACCAACACGAGUCCGUCUCCUUCUCGCAAGCCCUCCUGCAAGGGACGACCUCCCUGCGGGUAAUCGCAGCCAUCCUCCCCGGCCCAUGGGCGCCGGCCGUAGUCGCCAAGCAGAUCGCCAGCAUCGACCACUACAGCUCCGGGCGGAUCGCGGUCAACAUCGUGUCGGGGUGGUUCCGCGGGGAGUUCACGGCGGUGGGCGAGUGGUGGCUGGACCACGCGGAGCGGUACCGGCGGUCGGCCGAGUUCAUGCGCUGCCUGCGGGGGAUCUGGACGGCGCCGGCUGAGGAAGGGUUUACGUUUGGUGGGGAUUUCUAUCGGUUUCGCGGGUAUAAGCUGAGCCCGAAGCCGGUGCAGAAACCGCAUCCGGAGAUCUUUCAGGGGGGGAAUAGUGAUGAUGCGAGGAGGAAUGGGGCCGAGGUGGCGGAUUGGUAUUUUAUGAAUGGGAAUGAUUUGGAGGGGUUUAGGACGCAGAUUGAGGAUGUCAAGGGCCGGGCGCGGGAGGCGGGGAGGGAGGGCCAGGUGCGGUUCGCGGUGAAUGGGUUUGUGAUCGUGCGCGAGACUGAGGAGGAGGCGGUCAGGGUGCUGCAGGAGAUCCAGGGGAAGGCGGAUGCGGAGGCGGUGGAGGCGUUUGCUGGGGAGGUGAAGAAUGCCGGGGCGAGCACGGGGAACAAGACGGGCAUGUGGGCGACCAGCACGUUCAACGACCUAGUGCAGUACAAUGACGGGUUCAAGACCAAGCUGGUCGGGACCAAGGAGCAGGUCGCCGAGCGGAUCGUGCUGCUCAAGAGCCUCGGGGUCAACCAGGUCCUCACGGCGUUCCUGCACUAUGAGGAGGAGGUCGAGCAGUUCGGUCGGGAGGUGCUGCCGCUGGUCAGGCAGCUCGAGGCGCAGGGAAGGGGCCGGGACGCGGCAUUCGAGAUUGAGCGGACCGGAGAUGUGUACAAGAAGCAGAGCUCGUAGGCAUCCCACCAUGAUAU
Chaetomium fimeti is the source of this 1515-nucleotide messenger RNA. Its product is annotated as luciferase-like domain-containing protein. Gene Ontology annotation, molecular function: alkanesulfonate monooxygenase activity. Gene Ontology annotation, biological process: alkanesulfonate catabolic process. The record is from RefSeq and is a predicted model, not a curated record. Bases 317 to 1498 code for a protein of 393 amino acids. NCBI's taxonomy places the organism in Eukaryota, Fungi, Ascomycota, Sordariomycetes, Sordariales, Chaetomiaceae. The transcript has 3 exons.